Messenger RNA from Rosa rugosa (rugosa rose), 1704 nucleotides. RefSeq lists its product as uncharacterized. The record is from RefSeq and is a predicted model, not a curated record. NCBI's taxonomy places the organism in Eukaryota, Viridiplantae, Streptophyta, Magnoliopsida, Rosales, Rosaceae. Gene Ontology annotation, molecular function: zinc ion binding. The transcript has a single exon. The coding region runs from base 1 to 1704 and encodes 567 amino acids.
AUGAAGAAUCCAAAGUUUCAGCUUGGUAUGGUGUUUCAGAACUUUGAGGUGUUUAAGCAUGUAGUGAGGAAGCAUGCUGUUUUGACCAAGAAGGAGCUCAGGUUCCCAAGAAACACCAAGCACAGGGUGUUGGUCAGAUGCUUUACGAGUCCAAAUUGCUCGUUCUGGUUAUAUGCUAGCAGUCCCGAUGAUAAUAACCCAACCCUGCAGAUUAAGACCUACACACCCAAUCACACUUGUUCCUCUGUCGCGAAGAGGGUAUAUCAUUGCCAUGCUCCUUUCUUGGCAGAAGAGUACAAGGACACUUUCAUGGCAGAUGGGAAGUGGUCUAGGGAGGGGAUACAAAGCACUGUCAACAGAGACUUUGGAAUGGAGAUAGGGUACCAGUUAUGCUAUAGGGCUAAGGCUAGAGCACUAAGGAUGGCUCAGGGAACCAUUGAGGAACAGUGCAACUUGCUAGAAUCCUAUGCAAAUGAAUUGAAGAAGAGGAAUCCAGGGAGUUCAGUAUGGAUUCAAACAGAGCUGGAUGGGGGAGUUACAAGGUUUAAGAGGAUCUAUAUAUGUUUUGCUGCAUUGAGAGAAGGUUGGAGAGCAGGAUGUAGACCCAUCAUAGGGCUGGAUGGGUGUCACUUGAAAGGAGUACACAAGGGCCAAUUGCUUUCUGCAGUUGGUAUAGAUGGCAAUAAUGGAAUGUAUCCCAUUGCCUGGGACAUAGUAGAGCAGGAAAGUAGGGAUUCCUGGACAUGGUUUUUGACCUUUCUGAAGGAGGACUUAGAGAUUCAUCACUCUAUGCAUUACUGCUUCAUCUCGGACAAACAAAAAGGCCUUGAACAAGCAAUUAAGGAGCUCUUUCCUGACUCAGAGCAUAGGCACUGUGUAAGACAUUUACACAAUAAUUUCAAGACAGAUGGACAUAGUGGAUUGGAAUUGAAGCAAAGAUUGUGGGCAGUGGCAAGAGCAACAAAAAUGGCUCAGUACACAAAGGCAAUGGAUGACAUGGCCAAGGCCUUUUUUAAUGCUUGGAAGUGGUGCAAUGAUCUACCUGCUGUGCAUUGGUCUAGGUCUCAUUUUGCUGAAAGGUUCAAGUGUGAUAUUCUGCUGAAUAAUCAUAGUGAAUCAUUCAACAAGAGUAUACUAGAAGCAAGAAAGAAGCCUAUCAUACCAUGCUUGGAGGAAAUCAGGGUUUCAACUAUGAUUAGACUUGCCAAUAGAAGGAACUCUGCUAGUAAUUGGAGGUGCAAGAUGGGACCAAGAAUAGAAAAACUGUUGAAGAAAAAUGCUGCAUGGGCCAAUGAGUACAGAGCUUUAGAGUCUAGUCAAUGGAGGUUUAAACUACAGGGCAGAGGAGUGGGAUGUCAAUCUGGAGUGAUUGCUCAGCAUAGUGUACAAUUGGAUACCAAGAAAUGCACCUGCAGAAGGUGGGAUCUAUGUGGAAUCCCUUGUGGACAUGCAAUUGCUGCAAUCUACUCAAAGGGCUGGAAUGUGGAUGAUUUUGUCAGUGAUUGGUACACCCAGAAGAAGUUUAUGGAGGCUUAUGAGGUUAUGCUUCACCCAAUUGCUGGAGUUGCUGAAUGGGAGCAUUUUGAGAGGCCCAUUGCACCUCCACUAUACAGGAGGCUACCAGGAAGGCCCAAAACAAAGAGGACCAAAGAACCAGAUACAGUUUCUAUGAAUGAUAGCUCACAAGUGUUGUAUGUGUUUUGA